AUGGCGCGGACGGGCGACGACGAGGCGGCGAACGCGAAGGCGAGCGCGAGCGCGGGGAAGAAGUGCGCGGCGGUCGUCGCGGGAUGCGCGAUGGCGCUCGCGAUGGCGAGCGCGCGGGUCGCGGUGGCGGAUUCGCUGCCGGAUGAAGUCGACGUCAAGGUGCUGUGCGACGCGGCGUGCGAAAAGCGGUUGGAGAGUCAAGAGUUUAAGACGACGAAGAGCGGGCUGAGGUACAAGGAAAUCAAGGAAGGCGACGGGAUGGAACCGCCGGUUGGGUUCCAGGUCGUCGUGGAUUACAUCGCCAUGGAUGAAAAGGGACGAAUUUUCGAUAACAGCUUGGCCAAGGGCAAGCCGAACGAUAUUCGCGUCGUCGACUGCGUGGGUUCGGGCGAUUUUGAUUCCUGCACCGUGAUUCCGGGCAUGGACGAGGGGCUGCUGACGAUGAAGUCUGGUGGUGUUCGUAGGUUGUACAUUCCGGGCGAGCUGUCGUUUCCGAAAGGGUUGGCGAGCGCGCCGGGUCGACCAAAGGUGCCGCCGUUUUCGCCAGUCGUCUUCGACGUCAAUCUCUUGUACAUCCCGGGUUUCGAUUAG
Messenger RNA from Ostreococcus lucimarinus CCE9901, 591 nucleotides. It is a transcript of the gene FBP16-3, whose product is annotated as peptidyl-prolyl cis-trans isomerase, FKBP-type. Gene Ontology annotation, molecular function: peptidyl-prolyl cis-trans isomerase activity. The record is from RefSeq and is a predicted model, not a curated record. Bases 1 to 591 code for a protein of 196 amino acids. The transcript has a single exon. NCBI's taxonomy places the organism in Eukaryota, Viridiplantae, Chlorophyta, Mamiellophyceae, Mamiellales, Bathycoccaceae.